UCUCUCUGUUACUCUCUCCUCCAGCUCCUGACUGUCAUUCUCUGUCCCGACCCCCUCUGUCCACUUUCUCUCUGCCUGUCUCGCCCUCUUGCUCCAUCUUCUCGCGCAUUCUGUUUCCCUUGACUUUCUCUACUCUCUCUCUUUACCCUCUGUCUCUUCUCUACCUCUCUCUCCUUCUCUCUCCUUCUCUCUCUCUCUCUCUCUCUCUCUCUCUCUCUCUCUCUCUCUCACACACACACUCACCCUGUAGCUAGUCAGUUAUUGCCUGCUCCAGUGGCAUAGCCUGCAGGAGGAAGAAGUUAGAAGUUAGUGCCUUCGUGUGCUCUCAUCCCCAGAAACCCUUCUCGUGUCUGCUGCGUCUCUUCAUCCCAGACUCUGGAUUUACCGUCUCAGCUUUGCAAGUCAUCUCUGGAGCCAUUUCAGAAUUUUUUUGUUGCCUCGGCCGGCGUUAUGUUAACAUCUGACUAGUGUCCUGAGGAACAUGGACAGCAUUGCUGGGCUCCUCGACCAAUCAGAACGCAGACCACAACGUGUAGCGCGACCGUGGUAAUGGGAAGAGGAGGGACUAGAACAGGAAAUAUAUGAAAAUGUCAGGAGAGACAGAAACUCUAUCUAACGGGUCGGAGAAGUCAGAACUGUCUUUGGCGCUUGAGGACUGCAUGGUGGCACUUGACCUGUUCCUGCAAAAUGACUUUGACGGAGCUCUGUUCCGGCUGAAGACCAGGAACAGAGACAGCAUGUACCAUGCGCUCACCUACGCCACUAUACUGGAGAUGCAGGCCAUGAUGACCUUUAACCCCGACGACAUUCUGACGGCAGGCAACACAAUGAAAGAUGCCCAGGCUGUGUGUCAGAGGUUUAGGAAGAAGUCUUCCUUCAACAGCAAAAACUUCACAGAGGAGGAACUUCAUGCUGAAGUGUGCUAUGCCGAGUGUCUCCUGCAGAGGGCAGCACUCACCUUCCUUCAGGAUGAAAACAUGAUCAGCUUCAUCAAAGGAGGUAUGAAAGUGAGAAACAGCUACCAGAUAUACAAGGAGCUCCACACAAUCCUCCAGUCUUCAGGUUUCGCCCAAGGGGACAACCACGGCCACUUUGAAGGAGGGGUCAAGCUCGGAGUGGGAGCUUUCAACCUAAUGCUGUCCCUGCUGCCUACCAGGACUCUCCGGCUCCUGGAGUUUGUGGGCUUCUCUGGCAACAAGGAGUUUGGUCUACACCAGCUGCAGGAGGGGGCAGUGGAACACACCUUCAGGUCCUUCCUGUGUAACAUGCUCCUCCUCUGCUACCACACCUUCAUGAGCUUCAUCCUGGGGACAGGGGAGGGGGACGUGCAGGACGCAGAGAAGCUACUGCAGCCUUAUCUGAAGCAGUACCCCAAGGGUUCCAUCUUUUUGUUCUUCGCUGGUCGAAUAGAGGUUAUCAAAGGAAAUCUGGAUGCUGCUAUCAAGCGCUUUGAGGAGUGUUGUGAGGCGCAGCAGAACUGGAAGCAGUUCCAUCACAUGUGCUACUGGGAGCUGAUGUGGUGCUUCACCUACCAGAGGCACUGGAAGAUGGCCUACUUCUACGCCGACCUGCUCAGCAAGGAGAACGCCUGGUCCAAGGCCACAUACGCCUACAUGAAGGCUGCCUACCUCAGCAUGCUGAGCCCAGACGACCGGCUGACGUUUGGAGAGAGUGAGAUCGCCCUCUUCAGGCAAGUGCCUGGACUGAAACAAAAGAUUGCUGGGAAGUCUUUGCCUACUGAGAAGUUUGCCAUCCGGAAAGCAAGGCGGUACAAUGCUGAAAGACCAGUUCCUCUACCAGCUCCUCCUCUGGAGAUGAUGUACAUCUGGAACGGCUACACUGUGAUUGGCAAGCAUAAGGACCUGACCGAGGGGAUGCUGAAGACGCUGGAUGAGGCACAGGACAACCUGGAUCAGUACCCCAGGACAGACUUCUCCAUAGAUGACCAGUGUGUGAUCAGCCUGCUGAAGGGACUGUGCCUCAAGCACCUGGGCCACCAGGAUGAAGCCGAGCACUACUUCACCCUCGUCCUCUGCAAUGAGUCACAGAUCAAGUACGAUCACUACCUGGUCCCCAACGCUCUCCUGGAGCACGGCCUGCUGUGUCUGGAGCAGGGCAGGAGGGCUGAAGGCAUUAAACUUCUCGAAUCGGCCAAGCAAAAUUACAAGAACUACUCCAUGGAGUCCCGGACGCAUUUCCGAAUCCAAGCUGCUUUGCACAAAGCCAGGGGCCCCACGGGGGAGAAUGGAGAGCACUGCUCGCCGUCCAGCCCCUAGCCUAGCCUAGCCUAGCCUAGCCUAGCUUAGCUGGCCGGAGGCCCCACUGAGGACCCUGAAGUCCUGGAGGACGACGAGGGGACGGAGGGGAUCCACAUGCAAACCACUGGAAACAGCCAGACCACUGGACUGGCCUCGCCAUGAACCUCUGAGACCACCCACUUUAAAGAACUCUCUCUCUCACACACACACACACACACACACACACACACACGCAAUUACACACACACACACACACAUACACACACACACACACACACACACAUGCACACACAUGCACAUACACACACGCACAUGAUUACUUUGUACAAAUGCAUAAUUAAUCCACCGCUCAGUCAAUCAAUCUAUACUUGUAUUGUCCCAUAAGGGACCUUUGGUGUGCAGAAAAGAGGGCCACUCUUACGCGAGUAAUCCGGUCAAGGGAGUUGGGAGUUAGGCUGCACACAGUAAAUCUUUUAGAAUACACAUACACACUUAUGAACACACUCACACACAAUCACAUAGUGCAUGCAGAAAAACAUAGAGACAUGAACACUAGGUCAUAUGUAUCAGUGAUGCUGUACGGUGUGAAGUCAGCAGGUUUAGAUUAGGAACACAUGGGUGGGCAUGGAUGGGAGCAGCCACUGCUCCAUAGGCUCCCAUCUUCCCAUGUUCCCAUGCACAGCCUCUUCCCACAGCCACCCCCCACUCCUACUGAACAUACACAUCCAUCAGCGCUCCUUCUGACAGACCUGAUGAUACAGUCAUAUGCCAUGGUGCUUGGGUGAUCUCUCUUGCUUGAACAGUUUAUUUUAUUCUUGAUGCUCUUUCUGUCUGGGGGAAAGAAAAAAAAAAUACAAAUGGCCAUAACCAUGUGGAGUAAUGCUAAAUGUAGAAGCUUACAUUUUUUAUAGUAAAAAUACCUAAUUUUAUAGUAAAAAAAAUAUUAGACAGACUUCAUGAAGGACUCAUUUUGGGGAUCUGUUGCUAUCUGAAGGUGGUAUAGUCACCUCACAUCUUUCGGGGUUGCUGAAAAUUGCUUAGUUAUUAUGUCUCUUUGUUUCUGUGCAGUGAUGCAUACAACAACGUUCUGUUGCAUUACUCAAGUAUAUACGUAGUCAAACAGACGUCGAGCCCCUUGGAAAUCAGGGGUUCUAUGGCGUCUGCCAUGCCUGCAUUCAUCACAGCACAUCUGUAUGUUCACAUUAGGGGUAACUCUAUGGGGGGCUGGUGUUUGCUCUUUCCUUUUUAGUAUUUAUUCACUGUGACGGCGUUCUCUUUUUUGCAAUUGCCCUGUUAUAGGAGGACAGAUGAUUGUGUCUUUUAGAAAGGCAGAACAACCCCCUUCCCUUUCACUUCAUGUGGACUUUAUCCAGAUAGUCCUUGAGUGCAGCAGACAAGCGAGUCUUUCAGAUAUCUGCAGGGAGGCCAGGCCGCCAGCUCCUCCGUGAGUAAAGCAUUGACAGCCGGUUUGAAACUCUUAACACUGUCACACACAUACAGAGCUGCAGCACAGCAAAGAGCAGAGCAGCGUUUAUUUUUAGAAUGACACCAACAGGCUAACACAACAGGGUGUUCAACACUGUUUCCAUUUAAAUAUACGUUUGGCUACGUUUUGUCACAUUCCCCAAUUUAUUGAGGAAAAUGGGCACACCAAAUCCCCCCGUUCAAUGGCAUUUUGAGACAAAUCAACUUUAUUUUAUCCUACUUUAAAUCACUGCCUGAUGGAAAGAUGAUCGUGGGUGGCAAGAUAAGGUGAUCUUUUGGAAAAACAAGGAUAAUUGUACAACUUGAGGUCAUUCAUUUAAGUGCGCUUUCAUUCCUGUUUGGCUCAGGAUUAAACACCCCAUGAAAGCAUGUCCAAACCAAAACAUGUCAUUGAUGCUAGCAUGAGUAUGGCUUAAUGUGAUCAGCCUUGUGUUUGCAGCAAAACAGGUUGAAAGUGAACACAGAUGAGUGUAAUGGUUAAAUAACCCAUUACAUUUGCAGUGGAAGAAAGGUAUUGUGGUACAAUUAGAUUCAAUGUUAAAUUUGUCAGUUAUUAUGUAUGUGAAUGCAUAUCGGUGGAGUAUGGAAGUUCAAGGGCCCUUGUUAGAAUAUCACCAGGAUAAAGGGGAGAUGUCUUGACGAUGUUUUAUUUUGAUGUAAAAUGGCCCUGUUUUGGCCCCUACUUUUAAGAAUCCCAACCAAAGCCCAUGCCCUUGGCUCAGGUUGAAAUUUGUUUCACAGUGAUCUGCAAAAUUGUGAAAAUCAAAUGGAAAACUAGCAAGUUCCAUUUACCCAAUUGCUGUUUUUUUUUUUUUUUUUAGGUAGAUGUAUUAUGAUUAUCUUCUGUGGUGGAGGAAUAUAAGGUUUAAGUGGUUUCCAUUGAAACAGCAGACUCCUCACCUGAAUCAACCUUGGUCUGAGGAUCCUUUCCAUAUUAGGGUCACAUUGGGACCGGAGGCGGCUAUGAUCUGGCUGUUUACUUCCAUUGUAAAUGUUAUUCUCUGUUGGGGUCAUUCUUUAAAGGCUCCUCUCUCUUCACUCUGACUCCACAGCUGGUUUGCUGAAGGAAGACAAGAACCUCAUGGGUACACUGUUAGACAGAGCGUAGAGUUCUCUAUACUUGGUGCAUGGCUACUGUGCAGAUUGACAUCCCUGUACAUAGUGAAUGUUUGUUUUGUAUAACGUGAGAUUAAAUCAUGGAAGCCAAAGCAA
Clupea harengus (Atlantic herring) is the source of this 4955-nucleotide messenger RNA. It is a transcript of the gene ttc39a, whose product is annotated as tetratricopeptide repeat domain 39A. Gene Ontology annotation, molecular function: protein binding. The record is from RefSeq and is a predicted model, not a curated record. Bases 582 to 2276 code for a protein of 564 amino acids. The transcript has 19 exons. Lineage: Eukaryota; Metazoa; Chordata; Actinopteri; Clupeiformes; Clupeidae.